Molecule: messenger RNA, 1271 nt
Organism: Ictidomys tridecemlineatus (thirteen-lined ground squirrel)
Lineage: Eukaryota; Metazoa; Chordata; Mammalia; Rodentia; Sciuridae
Product: serine protease 42
Biological process (GO): proteolysis
Molecular function (GO): serine-type endopeptidase activity
Source: RefSeq, a predicted model, not a curated record
AUGGCGUCCCGGGGCGGCUGCCUGGGCCUGCUGGCCUGGCUCCUGCUCCUGCUCCUGCAGCUGCAGCUCGGCGAGGCCUACGCAUCCGCCGUGCCCCUCACGUCCUCUGGGCCCACGAGCGGCGAGGUUUCCGGGGCCAGCGGGCAGGAGGGGCCUACAGGGGAGUCGGUGGCGCACACAGACGCCCCGUCCAUGCAGACGCGCACCCAGGUGGCUCCCACGCACGGCCCGAUCGGGGUGCUGCCGCACCUGCUGGCGUUCUCCUCGGGUGAGCACGCCCCAGUGUGUGGCCGGCCCUUCCUGAAGAUUGUUGGAGGCUUUAACGCGGAGGAGGGGAAGUGGCCCUGGCAGGUGAGCGUGCGCAACAGGGAGGAGCACGUGUGCGGAGGCUCUCUCAUCGCGGCGCAGUGGGUGCUGACCGCCGCGCACUGCAUCCUAAGUCAUUGGCAGUACAGCGUGAAGAUGGGAGAUCGGCAUCUCAGUACACAAAAGACAAGUCUGGUGAUCCCCAUCCAGAACAUCAUUGUCCAUCCUAAGUUCAGAACAGCUGCAACGGUUAUAAAUGACAUUGCCCUUCUUCGCCUCCUCUACCCUGUGAAUUUUACCUCUACUAUCCACCCUAUCUGCGUCCCUUCUGAGCUUUUCCAUGUGCAAUCUGGGACCACGUGCUGGGUGACUGGGUGGGGCAAAACAAAACAAGAAGCGGACAUGAAUUCAACAGAGAUUCUACAGGAAGUGGACCAACAAAUCAUCCUUUACCAAGAAUGUAAUGAGAAGAUACGGACAGCCUUGUCAUCUAAAAGGGAUCUGGUCUUGAAAGGGAUGAUAUGUGGUGAUACCAAAAAAGGAAAGGAUGCUUGUCAGGGAGACUCUGGGGGCCCCUUGAGCUGUGAGUUUAAUGAGACCUGGAUCCAGGUGGGGAUUGUGAGCUGGGGCGUUGCCUGUGGUCACUCAGACUUUCCUGGAGUUUACACUUAUCUCAGCUUCUACAGCAAGUGGGUGGUUGCUACGGUGAACCAGGCUGUUCCUUUGUGUUCGGUGAUGUUCCUCAUUCUACUGGAGUGUCUUACGCUGCCUGUGGGCAUCCUGGUGACUCUAUGAUCACCCUGGCCCAUUCCCUUCCUAUUUCUGGGUCUCCCAUUAGGCCUCCAAUCUCCUUUGCCUUUUCAAUGCCCUUUAUUUUGUUUAUUUAUUUUUGGUACCGGGAUUGAACUCAGGGGCACUUGACCACUGAGCCACAUCCCCAAGCCCUAUUUUGUAUUUCAUUUAGU